GCGCCCGCACGCGAGCUCAGUCACUCCACAUUAUCGCGGGUAGACAGACUGCUUUUAUAUUAAAUAAUUAAGGCGUAUUUGUAUAGCCAUGUUUUGAUUAUUCAAUAGUAAGUAUAAGUGAUAUUAUGGGUGCAUUAGAUUGUGUUGCCAGUAACAAAAUUUCAUCAUCAAGUACUGAAGUGUUUACAGCUACGAUGAAUUCACAGACUUCGUUGGAUAAAGAUCAAAAAGAACAGGGAAACCAGUUAAUCGACAGAAGUUGCGGUAACCGCUCCAUCUGGUGGACACUUGCUGUAGAUGUUCCACUUCUAUUACUCGUGUGUCUAAUAGUGGGGCUGUUUGAGCUAGGCGUCAUCCCGCACCAUAAAAACGGCUUUUUCUGCAAUGAUCCGGCUCUUUCGUUCCCGUUUACGAAAGACACUGUCUCCUUUACAGUCAUCGUUUCUUCUAUUAUUUUUCCUCCUUUUAUUUUGAUAUUCAUCACUGAGUAUAUCUUCCACAAGUCAACAUAUAACACUCAAACAAAACUUCGUCAUGUUGCCAGAAAUACUUUGUAUAUGUACAGAAGUUAUUUAUACGGACUGUUCUUUAAUCUUGGACUAGUGGAGGUGAUGAAAGGGUUGAGUGGCAGCCCUCGACCCACCUUUUUUGACAUCUGCGAACCGGAUACCGCGAAAACUUGUAAUGGGUCAGAGUACGUUGCAACAUUCCAAUGUACAUCAAAGAAGUUUUCAUCUUGGUAUCAAACGGAUUCCUACCACAGCUUUCCUUCAGGACACACAUCGCUAUCUAUCUAUUGUGGACUAUUUAUGGCGUGGUACUUACAAAAACGCGCAUUUGACUGGCGCCACCGCACCGUAUUCUUCGUGCCUGUACUGCAGAUGACUUGUGUUGCAUAUGCCGCCAUUUGCUCACUCACCAGAAUCACUGACCACAGGCAUCACUGGUGGGACGUGCUUACGGGGGCCGUUAUAGGUGUAGCCACAUUGUAUUAUACGGUGAUUGUUUUAUGCAAAAACUUCAAAACUUCAAAUUUGGAAGACAAAGCCAUGACGGAAAGUCAGAAUACAGUGCAAACUGCUUUAUUUGUGUGAGAUUUUAACACUUGGAACAUAAUCAACAGGACCAAGACUCUUACGACCUCAACCUCGUGGUUUCAAUUUAGGAUUGCAUUUAGUUUAAUAUAAUUUAUGUAAAUAUAGACGU
Molecule: messenger RNA, 1206 nt
Organism: Pieris napi
Lineage: Eukaryota; Metazoa; Arthropoda; Insecta; Lepidoptera; Pieridae
Product: phospholipid phosphatase 2-like
Exons: 7
Coding region: 126-1094 (322 amino acids)
Biological process (GO): phospholipid metabolic process; phospholipid dephosphorylation; signal transduction
Molecular function (GO): phosphatidate phosphatase activity
Source: RefSeq, a predicted model, not a curated record